AGUUUGAGCCUGGCCUCCCCGCCCCAGCGAGAACACAUGUGGAGGAGACGGGUGACGUUUUGACAGAAUAUCAAAACAUUCCAUUCUGUGACAUUGUUUGGACUAGCAUGUGGGCUACAAGUAAUAGGCUAAUCAAUCAAAUGUGAAUUUGUAUGGAUUUAUCAAAGCACUCUUUAUUUGUAGGCAACUAGUGUGCAGCUACGAGUGGAACUACGAGUAAGUCCAUUGUCUUCAUCAUUUCUGUAGCCAAUGUUAAAACAGAAAUGCGUGUUUAAAUACAAGGGGUGUGAAAAUAAUCGCUGUCACAUGAAUGCAAGGCUAUUAAUUUGUUACGGUCCGGUAGCCUAUGCUACCCCUUAGCCCCUCGACUUCCCUGUCUCUCUCCGUCUCACUGAGAGCCUGUGUCCACCCCCUCACCCCAGCCAAACCAGUACGCCAAACGUUUGAUCACUACCAGAAGAGGAAGUCACCAUGGCAUGGCAUUGAUGUCCAUGUUCUCCUCUAAGGACCAUGGGUCGUGCUAGUGUCAGAUGAACAUCGUGGAUACUUUCUCAGCAUGGCGAAGGAAUACGAUGUGCUGCUACGGCUAAUGCUGCUUGGAGACUCCGGAGUCGGAAAAACUUGUUUGUUGUGGAGGUUCACAGACGGCGACUUUCACCCAUCACACAUCUCCACUAUCGGAAUCGAUUUCAAGAUGAAAACACUAGAUAUAGAUGGCACCCGAGUCCGAGUGCAGAUAUGGGAUACAGCAGGCCAGGAGAGGUACCAGACUGUCACCAAACAGUACUACAGGCGUGCACAGGGGAUCCUCCUGGUGUAUGAUGUCACAAAUGAACACUCCUUUCAACACAUUGUCAAAUGGGCCAGCGAUGUUGAUGAGUGUGCACCCGAGCAGGUGAUGAGGAUCCUGGUGGGGAAUAAGUGUGAUGAGGAAGAGAGGAGAAGAGUCACCACUGAACAAGGGGAUAAGUUAGCAAAAUCAUAUGGAAUGGACUUCUUUGAGACGAGCGCCUUCAGCAACCACAACAUCAAGGAGUCUUUCUCACGACUCACAGAGAUGGCGCUGCAUGCUAACCGGAAGAAACUGGACGGUCUGUGGUUGUCCAUUAAUGAUGACCUCAGCACUGAAGAUCUACUGCAGGAGGAAGCCGACCGGAAGGUGGAGGAGAACCCUGAGAGGACAUGUGUGUGUUAGACACGAAGCAGCAGCCUCUGAACUCUGACCUCUGACAUCUGACCUUCCCGUACGCAAGGCCGUUCAGUCUGGGAGAUUCAACUACAUCAGUUCAGUGUGGGAGAAUGAUGACUGAACUAAUUCAUCUCUAUAGAAUUGUUCAGCUCCACAGUGAUGAGUGAUUUUAUCCAGGCAAAUCAUCAAGAGUAAACGCAUAAACCAGUAUGACAAUAAACUCCGAGACAAAAA
Messenger RNA from Clupea harengus (Atlantic herring), 1423 nucleotides. RefSeq names its product ras-related protein Rab-15-like. The record is from RefSeq and is a predicted model, not a curated record. NCBI's taxonomy places the organism in Eukaryota, Metazoa, Chordata, Actinopteri, Clupeiformes, Clupeidae. Gene Ontology annotation, molecular function: GTP binding; GTPase activity.